This is a messenger RNA of Cannabis sativa, 1646 nucleotides long. RefSeq lists its product as uncharacterized. NCBI's taxonomy places the organism in Eukaryota, Viridiplantae, Streptophyta, Magnoliopsida, Rosales, Cannabaceae. The transcript has 8 exons. The coding region runs from base 330 to 1289 and encodes 319 amino acids. The record is from RefSeq and is a predicted model, not a curated record.
UCCGAAAUAAUAUUUUCUUUUUUUGUUUUCUUUCCCUCCCGAGAAACCUUACAAUAAAUUUCAUGAAUUGAAUCUCUCCUCUGAAAAACAAAAGGAAAGAUUUUCACCAUAAAUCGAGCGAAACCUUGAGCGUUGCGCCUCCCUUUUCUUUGUCUGCGCUCAUUAGGGUUUUUCUCAUUUAAAAGGAGCAAGAUGGAGUGAAUGCAAGAUUUUCUUGAAAGAAAUUCAAGAUAAAGAUAAUUUGUUUUUGGCCAAUACCCAUUUGCCUUUUCCGUUAAAAUCAUUAAGCUUUGUUUGCAUGUGUGAUUCCCAAGAACUUCAUUGCUAUUAUGUCAAAAGAUAGAAAUGUUUCCAGUGAACACAAUAGAGAUGGACCUGAUUACUUUGGUUACUAUAAAUGUCAAGCUCAAAAGCUAUUAACACAAGUUGAGGAUUUUCAGCUAUUUACUUCCUCUAAAAGUUCCGAUUUUUCUGGAAAAAAGUCUUCCGAAGAUAGAGGGGAGAGUGAUUUUGUAGCUCCUUGUUCUCUAUUUAGUAAUGGAGUAGGAGAUGAGCUAUCUGAUUUCAAAAGAGAAAGAUUGAAGACAUUGCUUCUUCAGGGUGUAAAUAGUCUUACUCCAGAAGUCAAUGAGAUGCUAUAUCCUGUUCAACAAAUGCGGGAGAUUCGAAUGCAUCGAAGAAACAGGAAAAAUUCAUCAAGCUUAAGUGUAGCACCAAAAAAUGGUGACACUGGCCAAUCUCCUCUAAAGAAACAUAAAAUUUCUCAUUUAACCCCUAAAGUUGCAAGUCCAAUUAAUCCUGGAUCAAAUGAUUCUAAUAAGAUUUCUGUCAAUGGGACAACUGGUCCAGAAGAGUCUAAGGUGAACGGUGAUGAUAAUCGACAGCUCCUGAUAGAAAAUGAUGGCCCAGAGGUUGACAACAUUUUGAAGGGUGUUUCUGAUGAGUUAUCUUCAAAACUGGGGUACAUGGACCAGCAGCUUGAACAACUUCUUAAUAUCGCAGUGUCCGUGUGCAGCUUAAACAGAACGCUUUCUAUCAUUACAGUCCGUCAUGUGAAUUUAGCUGUGAUGUGCAGGCCAAUGACCAUUCCUGAGAAGAAACAACUUCAAAAGAUGAUUAAGGGGUUGCCACCUAAAAAUCUUGACCGUGUUGUGGAGCUUGUAGAACAUGCAGAGAAAAAACCUGCUGAUGAAAUUAAAGUAGAUCUUGAAAAGGAGAGUAACAUAACACUUUGGAGAUUGUAUUACUAUGUUCAAGCAGUUGAGAAAGCUAGGUUGCUCUCGCAGUAGAUAUCAGCAUGCACGUCUCUACGAAAACCGAUGAAAAUAGUUACUAAUUGUAAAAGACUUAGAACUAAGCUUUUGUUGGGUGGUAGUGCCAACAUUUUUUUUAGGAAUAGUGAAGUUAGGAAAAUGAGUCUAUAGUUUUGAUGAUUUUUGGCUUGAACACAAGCCAAAAGAGUACAUUAUUUUGGGAAGUACCUACUGAGUUUAGUGUAUAGACCUCUGAUGACUUUUCAUAUGUGCUUGGCAGUCAUGCUUUGCGCUGUACAGAUUUUUGGAUAAAGGUUAUCACAAGUUCAUAUCUUCUAUUGUAAAGUACAAUUUUCACUUAGAGUGAAAUGUUAACAAGGAUGUUUCAAUUCA